Messenger RNA from Candoia aspera, 3151 nucleotides. It is a transcript of the gene FAM184B, whose product is annotated as family with sequence similarity 184 member B. The transcript has 14 exons. The coding region runs from base 54 to 2603 and encodes 849 amino acids. Lineage: Eukaryota; Metazoa; Chordata; Lepidosauria; Squamata; Candoiidae. The record is from RefSeq and is a predicted model, not a curated record.
CGAGCGAGGUUGGCACGUGCGCUCCCGCGCGCGGAUCGGCCGCCAGGCUCCCCAUGGCUUCCGGCGCCCCCAAGACCCCCCGGCCCGGGACCGGCUCGGCCGCAGCGCCGGCUCGGCGGGACCUCUCCGGCGUGGCGGAGGGAGGCGGCCCGGGGAUGCACCGGAAAAUGUGCAAGAAGAUCGCCCAGCUCACCAAGGUGAUCUAUGCUUUGAACACUAAAAAUGAUGAGCAUGAGGAGAGCAUCCAGGCUCUGAAAGACACCCACCAAGAAGAGAUUCAGCGCAUCCUUGCUGAGACCAGGGAAACUGCCCUCCAGUAUGAAAGCAAAGUGGAGGAAGCUCAGAUGCUCCAGAGGCACAUCCAGGUCCUGGAAGCAGCCUUGGAGAAACACAGGAAGCAUAAAGAAGAGGCUUUGUCCGAAAUUGCCACGUGCAAAGAAGAGUAUUUAGAGGAUGAUCCACAGGCCAGACAAGGAAGCAAGAUGUUCCUUUUCAAGAAGGUCGGACGCUCAGAGCCAGAUGUUGGAAAGAAUGUUUGGGCUUGCAGUGAGGAUUCAGUAGGCUUUGCAAACCAACCCUGGGCAUUUGUGAGGGACACAUGGGAGAACCAGGGAAAGUUGAGUGGAAUUCCCAGCAUGGAUCUCCAGGAGGUAGUGGGAGAGAUGGUGAAGCUCAAAUGGGAGAAUCAGCCAUCUACAGAAGAUUAUACAAGGAAAGCAAGCCAGCUUCAAACCUCCCAGGAAAGAGAGAGGGCCCUGCAGCAGCCAUUGGCUGAUUCCUAUAAGGAAGGGCAGCAAAGGAAGAACAAUGGGACCCAAGAAGUUGCUUCAGAUCAGCAGGUGGGAGAGCUAGAAGCUCACCUGGAGGCAAGAGGCCAGGAGAUCAGUGAGCUGAAGAAGUAUUCCCAGAAGCUGAAGGAGAAGAUGCAGGACUUGAAAAUGCAGUUAAAGGAAGCCCAACAGGUGACUGCAGAGUCUCAGAGUAUUAGUAAAACAUUGGAAGAGGAGCUGGUUAUUGCAAAAGAAAAACUUCUCUUGCAAGAAAAAGAAUUAAUGCAUAAAAGAGAAGCGAUGCAGGGAGCACCAAACUCCCGCAGCAAAUCUAGGAGUCAAGUGGAUGGACUGAAGGAUCGGAACGUGCACCCUCAGCGGGCGUUGCCCAUUAGACACAGCCAAGGCAGCCAAGCUGGUGGAGCCUCUCAGGAUCCAUUUGUACAACAGAGUGAGAUUUCCAAACAGUCUAAAGAAAAAGCAAAAAUCAGAGACCAGCCAACCUCUGUCCUGAGCACCAGAAAUGGAGAAAAACAAAGGCUGGAUCCUCGAGGUACACCCAAAAAAGAAGACAAGCGGUCUUCUGCAAGUCUUCCAAAGGAGACAACCAAAACUUUGCAAGAGGAAUGGUACUACCAAAAGACAGAAUUGGAAGCUCAAGUCACACGGUUGAAGCAAAUAUUAGAACAACAAGAAAAGACUUUCAGAGAAGCUUUCAAACAACAGGAUCUUCUACACUCCAGUAAAGAGAAAGAAAAGGUGUUGCAAGACGCCAUUAAGCAAAGCCAAGAUCAUGAGGUUCAACUGGAAGCAUCUCAGCAGAAAGCUAUCAAUCUCCUGGAGAAAGAAUUCAAGGAGGUAAAGGAGACUUGGAAGAACGAGUACGAUGACAAAUUCAAGGCUCACCGGCAGUCACACAUUCGAGAAAUGCAGGCCUUGGAAGACAAGGCAAGGAAAGUGUUGCAGAGCGAACUGCAGAGGAUGCAGAAGCAGCAGUCUUUGUUGAUAGACUCUCUGAGAAAGGAGCUGUCAGAGCAACAGGUAUCUUCCAUGGUCCGCAGUAAAGUGGAAGAGGAGCUUCAAGAGGAACUGAAGAACCUGAUGGGCGUCCAGAAGCAACAGGAAGAAAGUUACCAAGCUCAGGUACAGUCCCUUAAGGAUGAGCUGGAGAAAUGUCAGAAAGAAAUCUCAAGGCUCAAGAAGGAGAAUUCCCUUUUAAAGGACGCAGUGGACCUGCUAAGUGGAGACGUGGAGCUACAGAAGCAAAGCGCCUCAGAGCUUCAAGGCAGGGAGAACCAAGAGAAAAGACUUGACGAAAUAGAAGAGAAAUCAAGAAAGCGGGCACCCAGGCUGGAAGAUCUUCAUCUUAUAAGCUGCCUGCAAGAUAAAUUAAAUGAAAAAGAAGAGAUGAUCAAGGAGUUAAUGGAUGGAAGGACAUUUCAACAUCCGCUUCUCCCUAGGAGAGAGGUGCAAAGCAAUCGAUCGUUUUCUUUCAGUACAAGUCCUGUAACAUGUUUGACUCCUAUUGCAAAGCAGAAGAAGAAAAUGGAUGAAGCUGCUCCCAGCUGCAUUGUCACUGUUCCAAAUUUAGCGUCUUAUGCAAAAAGCUUUCUGAGUGGCGAGUUGAGGCCUAAAAGAACACAACCUCAGAAUAUAAAAUCUACAAGUUUGGAUCAAAAUCUAGGCUGUGUCCGAGUCUGCUGUCCUUCUAUCCCGGCCUUGGAGAAUAAACCGCCUUCAAGCCUGCAAAGUAAUGAAACAUCAAAACCCAAAGACGCGCAGAAACCAGACUUACGGCACCAAGAGUGGUUUACAAAAUAUUUUUCUUUCUGACGGAAACCGUUUCUACAAUAAUCAACAUUGCCAUUGGUGUUAUUAAAUAUUUAUACCGUAUGGUUUGUAUGGUAUCCUGCCAAACAACAAGGAAGGAAUCUCAGGUCACAAGCAGCUAAACACAAGAGAUCCUAUAGUAAGAGUAAACAUGGCAGUCCAUUGCCGUAAAGGAAAAUUAAUGACGUUUUUAAAUGGUAUUAAUUUAUAGCUAGUCUUGGUCUUCAGCAAAUACUAGAUAAAAUGGAUUAUUAGUACAAGUAUAUUACUGUACUUGAUUAUUUCAACAGCUAUUAAUACUGUAUCAGCAAUAGCAUCAAAACCAGUGGGACAGAUUUAAGCCAUGCAACUUAAAAAGGAACUUGUGCAGAAAAAGACUGGCUAUUUCAGUAGCCUAGGAAACGUAAACACAGGUACUAAAAAGACAUCCCUCCUAAGCCAAUAACCUUGAAAGGAUCUUUCAAAGCUGGGAAUCCACCACUGCAAAGGCUCCAUUUCACCAAGUAAAGCAAGUAAAAUUUGCAAGGAAGAUUUCACUACGCGAGUACACA